Messenger RNA from Neoarthrinium moseri, 810 nucleotides. RefSeq lists its product as uncharacterized. The record is from RefSeq and is a predicted model, not a curated record. Bases 1 to 810 code for a protein of 269 amino acids. The transcript has 2 exons. Lineage: Eukaryota; Fungi; Ascomycota; Sordariomycetes; Amphisphaeriales; Apiosporaceae.
AUGCACGCCUCAUUCCAACUCUUGAGCCUCCUCCUGGCUGUGGCGCCUACCGCGCUUGCAGAGACAGACACCGGCCAGCGUCUUGGGUACGUCGAUUUGCCGGACGUCAGCAUGUCGGGCGUUGUCCUUGCCGCAAGCUCCUGUGGUACUGGCAGGACGGCCUGUGGCUCUGGUUGUAUGCCUCUUAGCGGUGUGUGCUGCAAUGACGGUUCCAAUACCUAUUGCCCUAUAGGCGAUCGCUGCGUGACCAACGGCUGCUGCCCAAUCGGCAAGACAUGUAGCGGCAACGGUGGCACGACGUGCGGGGCCGGCAGGAAGCGCUGCGGAACGGGCUGCAUCCCGCUGACGGGCAACUGCUGCGGCGACGGUUCGUACUGCGAGUCCGGCAACCUUUGCACCAGCGACGGCUACUGCUGCCCGAUCGGCAAGACCUGCUCCGGCAGCGGAGGUGGCGGUGACGAUACGACGACGACGCGCACGCGGACGCGGACGUCCACGACGGAAGAGCCCCUGACGACUACGACUCCUACCUCAACCAGGACCAGGACGACCAGGACGACGACGGAUGACGAUGACACGACUAUUCUGCCCACUGACACCUUCACCUUCAACCCCCUGACCAGUGACACUUCAACGACCUCGAGCUCGCGGCGAACCACAACGACUCCUAGUGGCACGAGCAUAGCAUCGGGGACUACUACUGCGGCAUUGGCUACGACUAGUGUCCUAAGUCAGGAGGGAGGUCGCUUCUCGCCAGAGGGCAAGCUGGCCGUUGCGGGUCUGGCUGUGGCUGCUGCCCUACUUGUCUAG